CGUAACUGCGAACUUUUGUUUGGUGUGUUGUGUGAGUUAGUUUCCGCCGCCGGGACAGAGGCGCCGGCCGGGCUGGGCCGGGCUGAGGGAAGCGCCGCACGGCCAGAGUUGUUUUGCCAGUUGCCGCGGCCGGGUCGGCUUCCCGACCGAGGGGUGAGAAGCACCGACGACAGCAGGACGAGCCCGCGGCCCGGGGUGCGGGGCAUGCGGGACUGGGAAUCCGGGCUCUGAGCCGCCGAGCCCCGCCAGGGAAGCGCCGCGGGGUCCCGACGGAGCCAUGGAUCCUGGGCAGCCUCAAACGCAGCAGCCGCCGCAGGCAGCGCAGCCCCCGGCCUCGCAGCAGCAGCCGCCGCCGCAGCCCCCGGGCUCGGUGUCGGGGGCCCCGGCCGGCGCGGCGCAGCCUCCGGGUGCGGGGCCCCCUCCGGCGGGGCACCAGAUCGUCCAUGUGCGGGGCGACUCGGAGACCGAUUUGGAGGCGCUGUUCAACGCCGUGAUGAACCCCAAGGGCGCCAACGUGCCACACACGCUGCCCAUGCGACUGCGGAAACUGCCCGACUCCUUCUUCAAGCCGCCCGAGCCCAAGGCCCACUCCCGCCAGGCCAGCACUGAUGCCGGGACAGCAGGAGCCCUGACCCCACAGCAUGUCCGAGCUCAUUCCUCUCCAGCAUCACUGCAGCUGGGAGCUGUUUCUCCAGGGACACUUACACCCUCUGGAGUAGUGACUGGACCUGGAGCUCCAUCUUCUCAACACCUUCGCCAGUCUUCUUUUGAGAUCCCUGAUGAUGUACCUUUGCCACCAGGUUGGGAGAUGGCUAAGACACCAUCUGGGCAGAGAUACUUUCUUAAUCACAUUGAUCAAACAACAACAUGGCAAGAUCCUAGGAAGGCUAUGCUUUCCCAGAUGAAUGUUACAGCUCCCACCAGUCCUUCUGUGCAGCAGAACAUCAUGAACUCGGCAUCAGGCCCACUCCCCGAUGGAUGGGAACAAGCUAUGACCCAGGAUGGAGAAAUUUACUACAUAAACCAUAAGAACAAGACCACAUCUUGGCUAGACCCAAGGCUUGACCCACGCUUUGCCAUGAAUCAGCGAAUCAGCCAAAGUGCUCCAGUCAAACAGCCACCUCCUCUGGCUCCUCAGAGUCCCCAGGGUGGUGUGAUGGGAGGGAGUAGCUCCAAUCAACAGCAACAGAUGAGACUUCAGCAGCUACAGAUGGAGAAAGAAAGGCUGAGACUGAAGCAUCAAGAACUGCUUCGGCAGGAAUUGGCUCUCCGUAGCCAGCUUCCAACAAUGGAACAAGACGGUGGAUCUCAAAACCCCGUGUCAUCUCCUGGAAUGUCUCAGGAGCUGAGAACAAUGACUACAAAUAGUUCUGAUCCCUUUCUUAACAGUGGAACAUAUCACUCCAGAGAUGAAAGCACAGAUAGUGGACUUAGCAUGAGCAGUUACAGUGUACCCAGAACCCCAGAUGACUUCCUGAACAGUGUUGAUGAGAUGGAUACAGGUGACAGUAUCGGCCAAAGUAACAUACCAUCCCAUCAGAACCGUUUCCCAGACUACCUUGAAGCCAUUCCAGGGACAAAUGUGGACCUUGGGACACUGGAAGGAGAUGGAAUGAAUAUAGAAGGAGAAGAACUGAUGCCAAGUCUGCAAGAGGCUUUGAGCUCUGACAUCCUUAAUGACAUGGAAUCUGUCUUGGCAGCCACCAAGCUAGAUAAAGAGAGUUUUCUUACUUGGUUAUAGGGGCCUCAGGGAGACUGAAUUCUAAAUCUGUGAAGGAUCUAAGGAGAUUAGGACAUCUGUAUCUGAAGUUCAGAACAAGCCAGUGUGGUGCACAUUGGCUUGUGUUCAGAAAAAGUAAAUGAACAAAUACUCAACAAGAUUCUUUGGGUUUGCUCUUCCUUGUCCAUCGCUGCUGUUAUAUAUUGCUGACUUUUUUCCACAGUUGACUCUGAAGAACAGACAUCUUCUUGAUCUUUUUCUAUUGCUGUUGCAACUACUGUUCAAGGGGGGUGGGGAGGAAUGAUGAGCCUAUUUUGGAUGACGAAUGCCAUUCCUUUUGUCCUAGUGUGCGCUUGCAUAUCAUUUUAUCUAAGUACUCAGAUUUGAGAGUUAAUUUCUGCAUGUCACUGCUUGUAGUUUGCUCAGCUAGUUGUCUCCUGCUGCCUGUGGUAAGUGGUAAAACAUGAUAUACUGGGGUGACAAGCCAAAAAUGAUGUAUCUGGUCAAAAGCAGUCAAUACUGAUUUGGAGAUACGAUGUAAAGGAGGGCUGAAGACUGGCAUUAAGUGUUCCUACUAGUAGCUCUUGCAUUAGCCACAAAGUGCUCUUGUUCGUAUUUUAUGUUAUAGUAAAUCAUGAGUCAUUUUACAUAGAAACAUAUAUGAACUUUGAUUGUUGCCACAUACUCUAGCCUAACUUCCAUUUGUCAAAAAUACUUUGAUUAUUUUUGUUAGUUGGUUUAAUUGUAGCUGUAGGAUGGGAAGUAAUUAUAGGUGUUCUGGGUUUUUUUUUAUUAGUGAAAUCUAAGGGUUUUUUCUGAUUUCACACAGUCUUAUUUAAAUCUGAAUUGUCUGCUUUUUUUUAUACUUAAACCAUGCCUAUUAUAGCCUGAUAAGCUAGUGAGUACAUAAACCAGUAUGUUUUGCCUGUAACUUUUUUAUUUUUUUAAAGGCUAGCUUUGAAUGUAAUCAUUAGAUUUCAUGACCAGUGGCUUAUUUUUCAUGUGUAUUUGCGAGACUUUGAAUUAGAAUCUGAUUACAGCAAUGUAAAAGUUAGACUCCUUUGUCAUGUGUACAAAUUUUAAAUGCAUUUUAAAGUAGCAGAACCAUUUUAAAAUUACAUCUAAUCUCUCUUCUGGUUUUCAGUUUUGGUCUCUAAAUGAGUUCAGAUUUUAAAAUCCUUCAUGGAGAAAAAAAUUAUAAGAAGUUUCUCUUAAGUUAACACAGACAAAAAUUCUGAACUAUUAAUAUCACUGUGUGUUGCAAUGUAAAGGCUAGAACACCAAAAAACUUCUCAAUAAAAACUUCUAAGUGUAAGAGUUUGGUGAAAAAUAAGCCCUGGACACUAUAUGUAGAAGAAUGUAAAGAUAUGUGUUAGAUGGUGACAUGAGCAGGUAAUGAAGUGUAUAUUAGUAGUAGAGAUUAGCAUGGGGUAGAGGUGAAUAUGAAUAAUUUUUAUUUUAACAGGAAAAGAUGUAACACUAAGUUGUCUGCAGGAGUUGACACAAGUUUCCAAAGAGUAUUUUUAAAUGAACAAAACGAGCAAGAAUCAAACUUUCACUAUAAGCUAUGAAUUUUUGUGGGGCUUUUAGGAUUUUUUCUGACGAAAAAGUGUCACCAGUUAACACCUCUAUAAUUAAGGGCCUGUCACCAUUAUCAACAUUGAGCCUUUAUUUUCAAGGGUGUAUAACAUGACUAUAAAGAUACUGUAAGCGUGAAACUUAGAUUUGGAAAAAAACUCUCAGUUAGCAGGGACUUCUCCUGAGGAGAGAUUUUUUGGGUUUUACUGUUUUGCAUUUUUUUAAAGACACUGAUUAUUUUUUUAAGCUAGGAACAAAUCAGCAAAACAAACAAAAAAACCCAUCAUAUUAUUAUUGCCAUUUGUAUUUCUUUUAUGCUUCAGAAAUAAUUCUGGUUUAAGAUGAUGUAAAGAAAAUGACGACUCUUAACUAAAUCCCAUUUUAAAAACUGAAGCAGCAGAGGCAGAGAUUUGAAAUUUACCACUAUAAAUGUACAUUUAUUACUUUACAUAAAUGUAUUAGUGUUUGAAAAACACAAAAUUUUGUGGCUUGUUAUGGGAUACAGGCAAGUUUUAAAAUAACAAUUUUUAAAACACAUUCAUAAUGAUAUAUAUUCUGCUACAUCAAUAAUUCAGCAGUUAAUAGGCCACUUAUAUUGUGCAAUGACACAGUAGCUCCUAAAGCAGUGUAUUGUGUCCAGGAUAGGGAUUUUGGUAGCAUUUUUGCAAUUUCAAUAUGAAUUCCUCUCUCUCCUACCCUUCAGGAAAAGAAAAAGACACUAAGUUUUCGUAACUUGAAUGAUCUGACAUAAAACCACAACAGCAAGGAAAUUCAGAGUUAAUUCUAUUUCAGUUGUCUUCCAUGGUUGUAUCCAGGUAUCAUAGCACAUAGAGAGUCACAGAAUAAGCUGAGUUGGAAGGAACCCAUCAGGAUCAUCAAGUCCAGCUCCUGGCCAGCACAGGACACCCCAGGCUUCACACCAUGUGCCCGAGAGUGUUGUCCCAACGCUUCUUGAACUCUGUCAGGCUGGUGCUGUGAGCACUUCCCUGGGAAGCCUGUUCCAGUACCCAUCCACCCUCUGUGAGAAGAGCUUUUUCUUGAUACCCAACCUAAAUUUCCCCUGACUCAGCUUCAGGCCAUUCCCUUGGGUCCUGUCACUGGUCUUGAGAGUGAAGAGAUUUUACCUGUCCCUCCUCUUCCUCUCAUGAGGAAGCUGUAUACUGCAAUGAGAUCUCCCCUCGCCUCCUCCAGGCUGAACAGACCAAGUGACCAAGUGACCUCAGCCAUGAGAAGUGGCUUCCCCUCAAGGCUCUUCCUCAUCAUCAUCACCCUCCUUGCCCUCCUUUGGACACUCUCUAUUAGUUUAAUAUCCCUGUCAUACUGUGGCACCCAAACCUGCCCCCAGCACUGAGGUGAGGCUGCCCCAGCUCAGAGCAGAGCAGGACAAUCCCUCCCUUGCCCGGCUGUGAUGCUGUGCCUGAUGCCCCCCAGGACAGGGUUGGCCCUCCUGGCUGCCAGGGCACUGCUGCCUCAUGUUCAACCUUCUGCCAGUCAGGACCCCCAGGUCCCUUUGUGCAGCGCUGCUCUCCUGCAUCUCAUCCCCCAGUACAUGCACACAACCAGAUAUGAUGCACUGAGUGCAAACUCCUGACAUGCUCUACCUAGCUACAACAGAAAUGAGUACAGAACAAAUUAUCUUUCCUUGCUUUUGUGUGUUUGUCACAGCUUUAAAAUUUGAAUGUUUUAUUCUCAUUGUAGAAACACUAAAUGGCUUACUGUAUUUGGGUAGCACUGCUUAGGGUAGAUACUGACAAACUGGGAAUCCUUGAACUGCUUUAACAUUAAUUAUGUUUUGUGAUACUUAUUUUAAUUAAGACAUUUCCGUUCUCUCACCUACUAGGAAACAUACCAUAGAGAUGCUGUACUGUUGGCAAUCAAUAUUAAUUUGGAUUUUUUUUUUUUAAUUCUGCAAAUGCGUUAUUUGAUGAAGUGGUUAAAAUUGUUUGAAAUGCAAAAGUGUUUUGGGUAGUAUUUUAUACUGAUGUAUAUAUUGAAACAGAAAUCAUUGUAAUAAGUGUAAUAGCUGUUAGUUUUAAAUACACUAUAUGCAGACAGAUGGGGCUGUACAGAGCUGUACUGUUAACACCCAGGCAGGGCUACUGCUUGGGAACAGGUUGCAGCGUCAGUGAACCAUAUGGAUCAAAUAUUGUACCGUUCAGUGUUGGCGCUCACCAAUGCAAAAGGAGAAGAGACAAUUUCAACAUGAUUAACACUACAUGGUAAAUUAGUACUACAGUGACCUUUUCACUUACAAGCAUGUUUUUUAUAUAAAUUAGCAGGUGUGCCUGUAUAAAAUAAUUUGUGUUCUGUAUCAUGGAAAAACUACUCUCCACAUUUAGAAUCACAGAAUCAUGUUGUAUGUUAGAGAAUUAUGUCCAAAAUUAUAUAUAUUACUUAACAAUGUUAUUUUUAGAUAUGAGCAUGACUGUAAGCUAGGUACUUAAGUACAUUCUGUUACAUUAUUUUUUCUUUAUGUAAUACUUUUUCAGUUGUUUUAUUUGGUAUAAAUAUAUACUUUGUGCUUAAA
Poecile atricapillus (Black-capped chickadee) is the source of this 5825-nucleotide messenger RNA. It is a transcript of the gene YAP1, whose product is annotated as Yes1 associated transcriptional regulator. The coding region runs from base 278 to 1741 and encodes 487 amino acids. Gene Ontology annotation, biological process: hippo signaling; positive regulation of transcription by RNA polymerase II. The record is from RefSeq and is a predicted model, not a curated record. Gene Ontology annotation, molecular function: transcription coactivator activity; protein binding; transcription corepressor activity. The transcript has 8 exons. Lineage: Eukaryota; Metazoa; Chordata; Aves; Passeriformes; Paridae. Gene Ontology annotation, cellular component: cytoplasm; nucleus.